Messenger RNA from Prorocentrum cordatum, 471 nucleotides. The record is from the annotation of a GenBank genome assembly. NCBI's taxonomy places the organism in Eukaryota, Dinophyceae, Prorocentrales, Prorocentraceae.
AUGGCGUACUUGAGUUUCAAUGAUAGCUUCAACUCCAACCUGAAGUUCACGACGGACAAUGCGGAGGAGAACGAGGAGAUGCUGAAGAAGGACCUGCCCUUGCGUUACUCGUGGUCCAUCUGGGAGCAGAUCAUGCAGUCAAACGACAAGGGCUCUGCGUACUCCGACGCGACCCACAAGGUGGCCUCCUUCUCCACCGUCCAGUCCUUUUGGAAGCUCUGGAACCACAUGCCCCAGCCCUCCGAACUGCUCGAGCAGAAGCGCAUGGUCCGCGAGCAGCCCGACGGCCUCCACUCUGCAUGUCAUCGACGCCAUCAUGAUCUUCCGCGAAAACAUCCGCCCCGAGUGGGAGGACAAGAUGAACGCGAAAGGUGGCCACUUUCAGUGGCAGCUGAAGCCGUCCAUCGGCGGCGGGCAGAUCGACGAGUACUGGAACAACCUCGUGCUCGGCAUGAUCGGCUCCACCAUUGA